AUGACUACAUUAGAUGCCUUAAUAAAUAAAGCUACAGAUCCAACGCUUACCUCAGAUAACUGGCAAUACAUUUUAGACGUAUGCGACAAGAUAUCCUCAAAUCCAGAAUUGGAAACUAGUAGGGCGGUCAACUUGAUAAAGACCAAAAUCACAUCUACCAAAGAUGCAAAUACUAUUUUAAGAUCCUUAUCUUUGCUAGUUUCGAUAGCUGAAAAUUGUGGUUCCCGAAUGAAACAGGAGAUAGCCACUAAAUCUUUUCUUGAAGAUUGUCUUAUCAAGAAGUUACUGGAUAGGAAAUUACACAUUACUGUCAAGUACAGAAUCAUUGAAGUUCUCGAACAAUUGAACAAAAGCUUCAAGUCAGAUCCUUCGUUGAAACCGAUGAAUGAUGCAUACAAUUUAGUAAAGUCGGAUUAUCCCCAAUAUUUCAAGGCCCAACAAGGUCCUAGUAAACCAGCAAAACAAGAAAGGACACAGCAGGAUAAGAACAAGGAAGAUGAGGAGUUACAACGUGUAUUGAAGUUAUCGUUGCAAGAAUAUGAGAAUGAGCAGAAUUUGAAGAAGCAAUAUUUGAAUAAUAAACCUUUGCCGGAGUCGCAACAGCCACAGCCACAACAAGAACAACAGCGUGCUGUGUCUCCAGCUGGAUCAGAGGAAGAACAAACGGUUGCAACAGUGUCAAAAGUCAGAGCGUUAUAUGACUUGAUAUCGUAUGAAGAAGAUGAGCUUUCGUUCAGAAAAGGUGAUGUAAUAACUGUUAUUGAAUCUGUUUACAGAGAUUGGUGGAGGGGAUCCUUACCUAAUGGGAAGAUUGGAAUUUUUCCUUUAAACUACGUGACUCCUAUAGUCAACAAAUCUCCCCAAGAGUUGGCUCGAGAGAAUGAAAUGGAAGGCAAGUUGUUGGAUGUGGGUCAAAAGCAAAUUGAUAGGUUAUUGGCUAUUUUAUCUACCAAUGACGUAUCCCAGAUUGAUGAAGAUGAAGUAACUGAGCUAUACAACAAUGUGAUAUCUUCGAGAAUUCAAUUGGGGAGUUUUAUAGACAAGUAUAGUGUUCGUCAAGAAGAAUUGGGAGUUUUGAAUACGCAAUUGAAUACAGAGAUCAAGUCAUAUAAUGAGCUAUUGGAUAAGCUGAUCAAUAAUAGAUCGAAACAAGCUAAUGGAAAUGCCUAUAAUCAACUUCCAUAUCCUGCGGCAACGCAUGAAGUACCGCAACUAGUGCAACAACCGCAACGACAAGCAAGUGGUCCUCAACCACAGUAUCAGCCGCCCCAACAAGUCACUCGUCCUCAACCUCAAUAUCAACAGCCCCAACAAGCAACAGGUCCUCAACCGCAGUAUCAACAACCAACGGGAUCACAUCCAUCCUUGCAACACCCAACUGGACAGCAACAACAGUACCAGCAUGGUCCACUAUCCCAGCCUCAAUUUCAGCAACAACAACCUUCUCAACCACAGUUUCAGCAAAGUACGGGUUAUAAUGCUCAAUAUAGUGGUCAACAAUAUCCCCCAUAUCCCAAUCCCCAACAAAUAAACCAACAAAACACCAGUGCUGGUUUUGGAAACUCUGGUUAUUAG
This is a messenger RNA of Lodderomyces orthopsilosis Co 90-125, 1575 nucleotides long. It is a transcript of the gene HSE1, whose product is annotated as ESCRT-0 subunit protein. Gene Ontology annotation, cellular component: ESCRT-0 complex. Bases 1 to 1575 code for a protein of 524 amino acids. The record is from RefSeq and is a predicted model, not a curated record. Lineage: Eukaryota; Fungi; Ascomycota; Pichiomycetes; Serinales; Debaryomycetaceae. Gene Ontology annotation, biological process: protein transport to vacuole involved in ubiquitin-dependent protein catabolic process via the multivesicular body sorting pathway. Gene Ontology annotation, molecular function: ubiquitin binding; phosphatidylinositol binding. The transcript has a single exon.